AUGGCGGUCAGCCAGGGUGCCCCAGCAGGCCAUGGGCAGUUCAACAAACUUCCACCAACACGGACCAAACUGCAGCCACGGACACGGAAACAUGGAGAGGGAGAAGAGAAAGAAUCUAAGGAACCAAAGGGACAUCCAAUAUUUGAUGCCAUUUUGAUCAUUGGAUUUAAGUUUAAAUACUGCCAUUCAGAGUUAAUGAGGCUACUUAUUUACUCUGGUUUCAACCUCGUCUAGCAGGAUAACUUCGGUCAGACACCGCUGCACCUGGCCUGUAUUAAUGGGAAUUUGGUAUCUGUACAGGAACUCUGUGAACAGGAUGGUGCUGAAAUCAACUUAGCAGAUAAGAAUGGGAAAACUCCUUUAAUGUUGGCCAAGGGCAGAAAGCAUGAAGAUGUUGUGGAGUAUCUCAAAUUAGAAUCUAAAAGAAAGGCCAGCAUUUUGCCAAGGAUAGACUUCUGGUCAGUGGUAUUUGGGCCACCUGGGAAUCACAAAGGACCAAUCCUGUUUUUUGUUGUUAACUUACUGUGUUGGUAUCCUAUGUAUGUAUUCAAGUGCUUACCAGAAACGUUCUACGAGAUGGAGGUGUGGCAUUUAAUAUUUGUGAUGACAAACAUUGUGAUGUGGGUAUGUCUGUACCACGCCAACUCAGUGGACCCUGGUUUUCUCCCUCGUAACAUUCCAGAGUAUGACAUGGCAAUAAAACAGGUGGCUCACUUUGAUGAGUGGAAACAGGGGAAGAACCCCCUGAGUCGUCUUUGUCACACCUGUCGUACUGUCAAACCAGUGAGAUCUAAACACUGCAAAAUCUGCAACCGCUGCAUCCGAGAGUUUGACCACCAUUGUCCUUACAUCUACAACUGUGUGGGCUACAAUAACAGACAGUCGUUCGUUCUGUUUGUGAUGUGUGUAGCAGUUAAUGGUACCCUGAGCCUGCUUGUCUUCGUGCCCGCCAUUUGGGCUAGAGAGGGAUGGACUUUCAAAGCAGACUACAUAAUAGGCUCUCUUCUGCUGCUAUUUUUUGACUUUAUUGCUUUUUAUGUUGCAUAUACCACGUUCAUCCAUGCUGCUCUAAAUCUAACUACAAAUGAACGCAUCAACAGAAAACGCUACCAGUAUUUAAAGAACGCCAACGGGCAGUAUUACAACCCGUUCAACCGAGGCAUAAAGUCCAACAUACUGGAAUAUUUCCACCUCAAACGGCCACUAAAUACGGGCGAGGUGGACUUUUUGCAGGCAGAUAUCGUAUAGCAGAUUAUUCAAAGUCAUUUCUUUUUUAUCGACACGUUACAUGCUCACUCCCAUUUGUCUAAUGUCAGAAUGUCUUUAUAUAGCAUUAUGUGUGUUGUUUUUUUUACCUCUGCCAUACUCUUUCAUUGCACCCUGUUGUUUCACGAACUUUUCUUUGAACAAUUAAAAGCGUAUACUAGUAUGUAUGAACUUGAUGAACAAUGUUUUAAGGCAGCUUUGCUCUUUGUAUACAUGAAGAGGUACAGGAUAACAUAAUUUGUGAACAGCAGGUGCACAUGAUGUGUUAAGAACAGGGGUAUUCUGAAUAAGGCAUUGAUUGGCUGGAUGUAAAUAUUUGCCAUUUGAUUUGUGAUGGGGGUUAACAAAGAUUGUUAACAAACUUCAUCAUGUGAGGCAAUUAUGGGAAAAUGAAUAUGAACAUGUUUCUAGCAAGGGAGUGCAAGUUUGUCCAUAUCUAUAAAGUUACACAUUUUCUCACAUUCAAACUCAAUUAAUUUUAGAAAAGGUUGUUUUAGGCUUGUUUGCGAGGUGUGAUAUCCUACGCCAAACAUAUAAGUUUCAGCACCAAAAGUAUAUGUUUGAUGACAUUUAUUUCCCACAAUAAAUGCAAUAAAUGCAUAAUUAUAUGAAUAGUUCAUCCAACAUCACAGUAUAUAAAGGAUUCAAUGGAAAAUGCAGAUUAGCUUUGGUAAGAUGAAGAUAUUUCUAUGGCUCUUGGUGUUGCAUCUGUCUGUUGCCCACAUGGUUAAUUUAUGGACAAUAUAUGGAGGGACAAAUUAAGAAACUGCUAUUAUUCAAUCAUGCGCAACAUUAAAGAAAUUGAAGGGAAAAAAGCAUAAAGUGAUAACUAGGGCGUGUGGCCUCUGUAUCGCUAAGUGUGUUCAGGAAUUCAUUCUUUUUGAGAGAUGAAAUUUUAUCUUUGCUGAUCGAUGACAGGAUGUCUUACAAUUAUAAUAAAUACUGUGGAUUACGAUUAACACUGCUAAUAAAAAAAAUUAGCAUUUUUGUGUAAGUAAUAAGAGGGAAACAGAAGGGAAGCGUGAUAGUGACGCCCCACAAAGAGAGGAUAAAA
Molecule: messenger RNA, 2320 nt
Organism: Liolophura sinensis
Lineage: Eukaryota; Metazoa; Mollusca; Polyplacophora; Chitonida; Chitonidae
Biological process (GO): peptidyl-L-cysteine S-palmitoylation; protein targeting to membrane
Cellular component (GO): Golgi apparatus; endoplasmic reticulum
Molecular function (GO): protein-cysteine S-palmitoyltransferase activity; protein binding
Source: RefSeq, a predicted model, not a curated record